AUGCGUUUCUGUGUGCUAAAAAAUAGGAUUAAAAAAAACAGCUUGACAAUAUGUAGGUAUGGACAUAAAAAUAUACACACAGAAAUCGAACAAAAUGAAAAGAAGGUUGAUAUUAUUGAAAAGUUAGUAGAACGAUAUAAACACCUUCGAAAAGAAGAUAGAAUGAAAUUAAUAAAUAGCCAUUUAGAAAAUAUUAAAGAAAAAAAUAUAGAUAUAAUAUAUGAAUUUACAAAAAAAAAAGAAGAAAAAGAAAUAAAAGAAGAAUAUGAGAAUAAAAGGAAAGCUAAAUUAUUAAAAUUAAGAAAACCAGCUUAUUUACAACCAAAAAAUGUCAAAAAAAAAAUUAAUAAUGAAUUUACAAUAGAUAAUAAAUAUGAAGAAUUAGUAUGUUCUGAAAAAGAAAAAGAAUUAAAACCUAUUGAAAAAUAUACACUUGUUGAGGAUGUCUAUAAAGCAUAUAUUUAUAGUAAAGCAUUCUCAUUAUUAAAUAAUAAAUAUAUUACUAAACAUAAAAUAAGUAAUGAUUUUAAUUAUGUUAUGAUUAAUUCUAUAAAAAAAUACCUUUUAGAAAAAAUCAAACCAGCAUUAAUAAACGAAUUUAGUGUAUAUACCAAUCCAUAUAUGCUUUUAAAAAAUUCUUUACAUAAUCUCAUAUUACAUGAACAUGUAAAGAAUUGUUAUGAUGAAAGUUUGAUAGAAAAUUAUAUAAAUAAAAAAACAAGUCUAAACAUUUUAAAAAUAAAUAGUGCCGAUGUACCGGUUGAAGUAUAUGAACCCCUAGUCUCAUUUCAUGGCAAUACACAUUACAACUAUAACGUCCAAGAAAAGUUCAAACUAAGCAUAAAUACGUUCCUCACCAUUUUAGAUACAAUUCAAAAAGGGAGUCCAAACUCAACAAACAAAAAUGAACAAAAUGAAUCAAGUAAUAAUAAAAUGGAAUAUAAAGAUAUGUCUAUCUUAAUAAAUAAUAUACUAAAAAAAUUGCCUGAAAAUAUAAAAUAUCCAUUUGAAAAUUAUCCGUUUGAAAAUUUUAAAUCAUUUAAAACUAAUAUAAAAAAAAAAUAUAUUGGAGGUAUUAAAAAUAAUAAACCUGCAAAUAUAGAAGAUGAAGAGAUAGCACAUAUGAGGUACCCAAACUUACAAUGUGUUUCUCAUUCAUUACCAAAGGAUCCUAAAUAUAGAGACAAUGUUAUACAUGCUAUUAAAGUUUUAGAACGAUCUAAGCAUUGGGAUUAUAAUAGCAAAAUAAAAGCCAUUAAUACUUUAGUUGAAGUAUGGAAUAAUAUGAAUAAGAGUGAACAUUAUGAACAAGUUUUAGAUAAAGCACUUCCUUCUAUUUAUACAAAAAAUAUGCUACGAAAAACAAGGACACGACAAGAUACAUACAACAAGGGACUUUCAUAUAUACAGUCCCUCACUACUCAAAAACCUCUCCACGCUCGUUCAAAAAAAAAUUAG
This is a messenger RNA of Plasmodium vinckei vinckei, 1458 nucleotides long. Its product is annotated as conserved Plasmodium protein, unknown function. The coding region runs from base 1 to 1458 and encodes 485 amino acids. Lineage: Eukaryota; Apicomplexa; Aconoidasida; Haemosporida; Plasmodiidae. The transcript has a single exon. The record is from RefSeq and is a predicted model, not a curated record.